This is a messenger RNA of Lycium barbarum (goji berry), 1888 nucleotides long. Its product is annotated as 4-diphosphocytidyl-2-C-methyl-D-erythritol kinase, chloroplastic/chromoplastic. Gene Ontology annotation, molecular function: 4-(cytidine 5'-diphospho)-2-C-methyl-D-erythritol kinase activity; ATP binding. Gene Ontology annotation, biological process: terpenoid biosynthetic process. Gene Ontology annotation, cellular component: chloroplast. The coding region runs from base 318 to 1541 and encodes 407 amino acids. The transcript is spliced from 12 exons. NCBI's taxonomy places the organism in Eukaryota, Viridiplantae, Streptophyta, Magnoliopsida, Solanales, Solanaceae. The record is from RefSeq and is a predicted model, not a curated record.
AAAUUCUUCAGUAGACAAGAUUGAAUAAGACAAGACCAUAAAGAAAAAAAAAACAUGAAACACAUUUCUUGAAAUCCUUUUUUCCCCAUGCUUGUCCUAUUAUUACCUACCUGAAAAGUGAAAAACUGGUAACUUCUAUACACAAAAAAAUAAGAUAUACAUAUACCCUUUAGUUAGUUCAUCUCACCACAGUAAAAAAAAAAUAAAAAAAUUGAAUUUUUCAAAAUGGGGUUAAAGAAUUGAAUCAUAUUGUUCAAAUUUUGUUUUUAUUUCACUUAAAUUUCUGCAGAAAAUAGCAUAGUGGAACUACUUUUGCCAUGUCUUCUUGUAAUAUUCUUUGUAGUUACCAGUUUUAUAGUUCUUGUAAUAAUGUCAAACCCCACAUUGGUUCUUUUAAAAAUAGCAACUUUUCUCAAUCUUGGUCAAAUAGGACACAUGGUUCAUCUUAUUUUCACAAGAAUUCUCAGCUUGGUAGAAACAAUUUUGUUAUUGUUAAGGCUUCAGAUUCAACAACUAGCAGAAAACAAGUAGAGAUAACAUAUAACCCUGAAGAGAAGUUCAAUAGAUUAGCUGAUGAAGUGGAUAGGGAGGCUGGGCUAUCAAGACUUACUCUUUUUUCUCCUUGUAAGAUAAAUGUUUUCUUGAGAAUAACAGGCAAGAGGGACGGCGGAUAUCAUGAUUUGGCAUCUCUCUUUCAUGUAAUUAGUCUAGGAGAUAAAAUAAAGUUCUCGUUGUCACCAUCGAAGUCAAAGGAUCGUUUAUCUACUAAUGUUGCUGGAGUUCCACUUGACGAGAGAAAUUUGAUUAUAAAGGCCCUCAAUCUUUACAGGAAAAAAACUGGAACAGACAAACACUUUUGGAUUCAUCUUGAUAAGAAGGUGCCAACUGGAGCUGGUCUUGGUGGUGGGAGCAGUAAUGCUGCAACAACCCUGUGGGCAGCAAAUCAAUUCAGUGGUUGUAUUGCCUCCGAAAAGGAGCUCCAAGAGUGGUCCGGUGAGAUUGGUUCCGACAUUCCGUUCUUUUUCUCUCAUGGAGCAGCCUACUGUACGGGUAGGGGUGAGGUUGUUCAAGAUAUCCCAUCGCCCAUACCAUUUGACAUUCCAAUGGUUCUCAUAAAGCCUCAACAGGAAUGCUCUACUGCUGAAGUUUACAAGCGUUUUCAGUUGGAUCUGUCUAGUAAGGUUGAUCCCUUGAGCUUGCUGGAGAAGAUAUCAACUAGUGGAAUAUCUCAAGAUGUGUGUGUCAAUGAUUUAGAACCUCCCGCCUUUGAAGUUCUUCCAUCUCUUAAAAGGUUAAAACAGCGAGUAAUUGCUGCAGGCCGAGGACAAUAUGAUGCAGUCUUCAUGUCUGGAAGUGGAAGCACUAUAGUAGGGGUUGGCUCUCCAGACCCACCACAAUUUGUCUACGACGAUGAAGAAUACAAGGAUGUCUUCUUGUCAGAAGCUAGUUUCAUCACUCGACCAGCAAAUCAGUGGUAUGUGGAACCUGUUUCAGGUAGCAAUUGUGGUGAUCAACCUGAGUUCUCCACAUCUUUUGGUUAAUAUGCUCUGUCAAGCUAGACUAGAUGAUAGGUAAAGGGGGCAAAUGGGUGAGUUGGAUCAAAACUGGUCAAAUCGAUAAACACGUCAUGAUCCUACCUAGCUAAAGUUUGCUUGGGUCAAGAUGGGUCAAAGAAAGGGUUUAAGUCCAACCGCGGAAUAUGAGCCAACCUCCCUUCUUUCUAUUUUGCUUUUUGGAAAAAAAGAAGUGAAAGGUAAUGUAUUUCUUUUCAAUUAUUAGCCACGUUCUUUCAAAUUUACAUAAUCCUCAAUCUCCAAACUUGAUUUUGUAUGCUUUGUAUGCUUAGAUUUGACAGCAUAUUAAACCAUCGGGUUACACUAUUUUGACC